Cyphellophora attinorum is the source of this 1905-nucleotide messenger RNA. RefSeq names its product Pyrimidine pathway regulatory protein 1. Gene Ontology annotation, biological process: DNA-templated transcription; positive regulation of transcription by RNA polymerase II. Gene Ontology annotation, molecular function: zinc ion binding; DNA-binding transcription factor activity, RNA polymerase II-specific; sequence-specific DNA binding. The record is from RefSeq and is a predicted model, not a curated record. The transcript has a single exon. NCBI's taxonomy places the organism in Eukaryota, Fungi, Ascomycota, Eurotiomycetes, Chaetothyriales, Cyphellophoraceae. The coding region runs from base 1 to 1905 and encodes 634 amino acids.
AUGCCAAAAGGCGAGUCAAUUGAGUCACUGCUCGAACCGUCGCUUCGGGUGUCUCGGCCGGUUGCUGCGUGCUCGAGAUGUCGAUCGUCCAAGAUCAAGUGUACCUGGGGCAUAUCGGCGUGUUCAGCUUGUGAGAGGUCCGGCAAGACAAGCAGCUGUACCAGUGCCAACGAGGAGUUCGCACGUGGUAACGAGAGGAGUUAUGUUGCGGCCCUGGAAAAUGCUGCCGAAAGGCUGCAGCGGAAAGUCGAUGCCAACCGGGCAGGCAGCGAGCUCAGCACACUCAGCAAUGGUUCACGUCAAGGCAAAGGCAGAAAGAUCAGUGGUUCUCAGCGCAGAGAGGCUUCAGAUGUCAACGAGCUGGUUAGCGAUUUUGGUUUCUUGACGGUCAACGCAACAUCUCGCGAUUUUCAUGGCUUUACGUCUUCGAUGUCAUUCGCAAAGAUCCUGCUUGCCAUGGCUGUGAAAAGGGACUUCUCGACACAGUCCGCUGCAAAGCUGCCUCCGAGACACACCGUCAUGCAGUCAACAUCACACUACUUCGACAAAUUGUUUGUAUUGCUUCCUUUCUUCUCGGAGACGGAGUUCAUGAGCUCUGUAUCUCGAGUAUAUCAGGAUGCUCAAGUUUCCGCAGCCUCUGCACUCGAUUUCUGGUACGUCCGCCUAGUGCUUGCGAUCACCCAUGCCUCCCUGAGUCGAUCAUAUGGAGAUGAGCACCAUCAUGUUGCCACACAACACAUGUCUGCAGCGAUGCAGCUUGCAGAGCGUGUCAUGCAGCCCGGGUCCAUUGCUGGCGUGCAAGCACUGCUGCUCCUGGUCCAAUAUGCCCAGCUAGAUCCAGAAAGACUGGACACAUGGUACCUGAUGGGAAUGGCUUCCCGACUAGUGGUAGACCUUGGUCUGCACUGCGAACUGCCAGCGGAGGCGAAGAUAUCCCCAGAAGAGCUUAACAUGCGGCGCCGGAUCUUCCACUGCGUGUACAGUCUGGAUCGGUCCAUCGCAAUGUCGUUGAGUCGUCCUUUCAGCUUCACAGAUGAUUCAGCACCCGGGGUGCCCUUUCCGAUCUUGAACGGCGAGGACGAAUCGUCCAGUAACACUGGCAUUUUCCUGCGUUCGAUAAAGCCGUGCUUGCAUUCUUUCGACAUUCGUCGCAUCCAAUCUGGUUUCUAUCAAGCAAUCAAAUUUGCCUCACGGACCGAAUGGACUGCGUCAGAAGCUGCGAACAUCAUGACUUCUGUUAUCAGCGACAUUGAGAAGUGGCACGCAAGCAUACCUUCUUCACUGCCUUCCAACCAUCUCACUCUGUUCAACUUAGAAAGACUGUAUACGUACAUACUCGUCCUUGCGCCUCAUCAGCGACACACAGCCGCAGCACAGUCUGACGACGACAAGCGCAGGCUCUUCGAACACUGCUGUCGCUUCGCAGAGAUACUUCAUCCUAUUACCUUUGAUACAACCUAUUUAUCGUCUUUCACGGACGCUGACUUCUGGAGAGCCAAUUGGGUGGCACGACAGUUCAUCAAACUUAUGUGGUCAGAUUUUGAACUUCUGGUGCGUCGAAGCCAGGAAGCUGAGGCAGCAUCGCGUUGCAGUCGCGCUCUGGACAAUAUUCGGCGCUUCACAGAUGUCCUAGAUAUCGCGAGGCAGCGAUGGAAUAACGCAGAGGUGCGGGAGCAGUUCGAAAAGGAGUCUGCGGUGUUGGCGACUCGACUAACGAACAAGUUGCACGAGCUGUCCCCAACACAAACUCGCGAAUCCUACUUCCAGCCUGUUGACCCGGCAUACCAUGUGCAGCAGCAGAAUUUCACCGACCCAGCCCAGUUCUUUCACCAUCCAGAUGGCAAGGCUUACAGUCCAGGAGGCACGAGACGUGUCUACCAAUUCCUCGGCAGCGGCAAUGGUUGA